AUGUCUGAGAUGUUAUUAUCUUUCAAUAUUUUUUGUAUUUUUUUAUGUACGUGGUCUUUUGUGGUUACUUCUAAAGUUAACAAUAUAAAUCGUCCAACAGUAGGUAUAAUUCGUUGGGAUGCUUGGAAUUUAAUCAAUGGACAAUAUGAUGCAAUAUCAUAUUAUUUUCAUCGAGCGAUGAGUCCAGAACAUUUUCAUUAUCGUUUACCAUUUUUUGCUAAAGUUAAUUCAGAUACAAAUGUUACUAUCAAUGGUGAUAUGCAAGAAAUAAUGGAUCAAGAAAUUGUGUAUGCAAGAUAUGCUGGUUUUGAUUAUUGGGCUUUUGAUACUUAUUGUGCAUUUGGAUCAAAUUGUACAACUAAUUCAGUAUAUUGUACUCAAUAUUAUAAUCAAACUGCUAAUCGAUAUUGCCCACAAAAUCCAGCUUAUGGAUUAUAUCGAUAUUUAUCAAGCAAAUAUAUUUCAUUCUAUUAA
Adineta steineri is the source of this 474-nucleotide messenger RNA. The record is from the annotation of a GenBank genome assembly. NCBI's taxonomy places the organism in Eukaryota, Metazoa, Rotifera, Eurotatoria, Adinetida, Adinetidae.